AUGGGAAGCAGCAGCUCAUCCACCCAGCACCACUUCGCUUUUCAGAAUGCUGAGAAAGCCUUCAAGGCAGCGGCCUUGAUCCAGAGGUGGUACCGGCGCUACGUGGCCCGCCUGGAGAUGAGGCGGAGAUGUACCUGGAACAUUUUCCAGUCUAUAGAGUAUGCCGGACAGCAGGACCAGGUCAAGCUCCAUGAUUUCUUCAGCUACCUUGUGGAUCACUUCACCCCCAGCAGCCACCACGAGAGAGACUUCCUGAACCGCAUGUUCACUGAGGAGAGGUUCACCCAGGAUGUGGAGACAGAGGAGGGCGGCGACUAUGAGUCCAUAGAGGUGCCAGACAGCUACACAGGGCCGCACCUCUCCUUUCCUCUUCUUCCUGACCAUGCCACCGCCCUGGUGGAAGCUUUCAGGCUGAGACAACAGCUCCAUGCCCGCUACGUCUUGAAUCUUUUGUAUGAGGCCAGAAAACACCUGGCCCAGCUACCGAACAUCAACCGGGUCUCCACCUGCUACAGCGAGGAGGUCACAGUGUGUGGAGAUCUACAUGGCCAGUUGGAUGACUUAAUAUUCAUAUUUUAUAAGAACGGUCUACCAUCGCCAGAGAGGGCGUACGUGUUCAACGGUGACUUUGUGGAUCGAGGCAAGGACUCGGUGGAGGUCCUGAUGGUUCUGUUUGCCUUCAUGUUGGUUUACCCCAAAGAGUUCCACCUUAACCGAGGAAACCACGAGGACCACCUUGUGAACUUACGAUACGGCUUCACCAAGGAAGUGAUGCAUAAGUACAAGACGCACGGGAAGAAAAUCCUCAGGACCCUUCAAGACGUCUUCUGCUGGCUCCCGUUGGCCACUCUGGUUGACGAGAAAGUCCUUGUCCUUCACGGUGGGGUCUCCGACAGGACUGACCUGGAACUUCUGGCUAAGCUAGACCGGCACAAGAUUGUUUCUACCCUGAGGUGCAAAACGAGAAAGGAAAGUGAGAACCGGGAGGAGCAGAAGAAGAAAGUCACCCAGACAAGCUCUGGACAGAGACCCAUCCCGUGGUUUCUUCCUCAAAGCCGCUCGCUUCCCUCUUCGCCUUUUCACCCGGCCUCCAGCUUGAAGGCCCACAAAGCCGGUCGGUCCUGCAGCAUCCCCUGUGGCUCUGUGGGCCCCAAGGAGCUAUCCCGGCCCGUGCGGCGCUCAGUGGACCUGGAACUGGAGCGGUGCCGACAGCUGGCCGGCUUCCCGGGGAUCCGAGAGAAGGGGGAGCCCUCGCCGGUGGCCCCAGAUGCCGACUGCGAGGGUGCCGCGGGAGAGGCGCUGGAGCCCACUCCGGAGGAGUGGAAGCAGGUUGUAGAUAUUCUGUGGAGUGAUCCCAUGGCUCAAGAAGGCUGCAAGGCCAACGCUAUCCGAGGAGGAGGCUGCUACUUUGGGCCUGAUGUGACAGAACGGUUGCUGGAGAAGUACAAACUACAAUUCCUGAUUCGCUCCCACGAAUGCAAACCUGAGGGCUAUGAAUUCUGCCAUAACCGCAAGGUGUUAACCAUUUUUUCUGCCUCCAACUACUAUGAAGUUGGCAGCAACAGAGGAGCCUACGUGAAGCUGGGGCCAGCCCUGGCUCCGCAUAUUGUGCAGUAUCAAGCUAACAAGGCGACCCACAAACUAACCAUGAGGCAAAGGAUCAGCAGGGUAGAGGAGUCCGCCCUGAGAGCCCUGCGGCAAAAACUAUUCGCCCAUUCCUCGGACCUGCUAGUGGAGUUUCGGAAGCACGACCCUGAGGAAAGCGGCGUGAUCACCCUGAGUGACUGGGCGGUUGCCCUGGAGUCUGUCCUGCGCCUGGGACUGCCGUGGCGGAUGCUGCGGCCACAGCUGGUGAGCAGCUCAGCAGAUAACGUCUUAGAGUACAAGUCCUGGCUGGAGGGCUUGGCCAAGGAACAGCUGAGCCGAGAGAACAUUCAGUCAAGUCUGCUGGAAAAACUCUAUCGAAACCGAUCCAACUUGGAGACCAUUUUUAGGAUCAUAGACAGUGACCAUUCAGGGUUCAUCUCCCUGGACGAGUUCAGACAGACCUGGAAGCUCUUCAGCUCUCACAUGACCAUCGACAUCACCGACGAUGGCAUCUGUGACCUUGCCAGAAGCAUCGACUUCAACAAGGACGGCCGCAUCGACAUCAAUGAGUUCCUGGAGGCCUUCCGCCUGGUGGAGCAGUCCUGCUCUGAGCGCCGAGCCUCUGCCUGCCCACAGCCCCCUGACACUGCAGAGAGCGGCCGCAGCAGCCCGGGCCCUGGCUGAGGACAGCCUGGCCUUCAGCACCCACAGUGCCUACAGGCGAUGCCAAGCUUGGGCUGGGCCUGGGGUAUGUGUGCACGCUACUGCAUGCAUGCGUGCGCACACACUCAUGAACAGAGAGUGAACCCAACCUCUGGUUUUGGUACGUUUAAAUUCUCAAACCUGCUCUAGUUAUCACUGAUAAUUCAACACCCUGUUGUUUUUAUUUCAUAUAUUUUAUUUACUGUUUUAAAAAUGUCAUCGGUAAAAGAAAGUUUUUUAAUUGUGUAUAAUCCCAUGACCCAAAUGUACAUUUUUUCAUUAUGUGCUCUUUCUUCUUAUAACUAUAAAGCUUCUCUGAUUCUGUGUCCUUGUUUUUAAAGAAAUUUGUAUUUAAUUGUGCAUACUUUUCCAUGUUGCUAAAUAAUCUUCACAGCUAUCAUGAUGAUAUCAUGAACAUGUAUGAUUUUCUUUCAAAUUUAUGUAAUCUGUUUGGUUCCUAAUUAGUAAACAGAUACGCUG
Meriones unguiculatus (Mongolian gerbil) is the source of this 2769-nucleotide messenger RNA. It is a transcript of the gene Ppef2, whose product is annotated as protein phosphatase with EF-hand domain 2. Gene Ontology annotation, cellular component: cytosol; nucleus. The transcript has 16 exons. The record is from RefSeq and is a predicted model, not a curated record. Gene Ontology annotation, biological process: detection of stimulus involved in sensory perception; negative regulation of MAPK cascade. NCBI's taxonomy places the organism in Eukaryota, Metazoa, Chordata, Mammalia, Rodentia, Muridae. Bases 1 to 2271 code for a protein of 756 amino acids. Gene Ontology annotation, molecular function: calcium ion binding; manganese ion binding; Hsp90 protein binding.